Cucurbitaria berberidis CBS 394.84 is the source of this 2376-nucleotide messenger RNA. Its product is annotated as kinase-like protein. Gene Ontology annotation, molecular function: ATP binding; protein serine/threonine kinase activity. Gene Ontology annotation, biological process: protein phosphorylation. Lineage: Eukaryota; Fungi; Ascomycota; Dothideomycetes; Pleosporales; Cucurbitariaceae. The record is from RefSeq and is a predicted model, not a curated record. The transcript is spliced from 2 exons. Bases 399 to 2129 code for a protein of 576 amino acids.
UCCAACUCUCACCCCCAGACACUCCACACCCCGACAUACCACUCCCGCAAACGCACCCAGCCAGGCACCGAAACCUGGCUUUCACUAUCGACAGUAGACUAUUCAACUACUCACCAUCUAUGGGCUCUGCUUCUCCCUCCGCGACCGCUUCUUUCUUCCCCGCCCACAUCACCCUGGUUGGCUCUGUACUCCCCUAUAGCACACUGAAGUCGGGACUCAACAAGACGGACGCUUCGUUCGCCAGCCUGGUGAAUCCCUGUGUAGGGGAGGCCGGUCCGCCGUGAAAGGCGGACGGUAAUAUUGGUGCAAACAAGACCGGAGUUGGAUAGUCAGCAGAACCAAGCGCAGAUUAACCCGUAGAGCAAGCACUCGUGCAUAUCUCUAACACCGCCGCCCUCAUGGGGCUCUUCGCAUUCGAUCACAACGAUGCGCAUCUUCCGGGCAGAGCGCAACAAGCGCCUGAACCCAUAGUCCGCGACGACAUAGUUACGGCAGACGCGAUGGAUAUGAGCCCGCCAAAGGCGCCUCUUCACGUGGGGACCCCGCCCAUCAACAUUGUGUCGCCUUUCCCGAAGCGCGCUGUGCAGCCCAACCUGGAGGGCAAGCAGCAAGGGUCGGAUAAGCUGGAUUUUGACGUGGUCAUGAAGAAGGCACAGAAGAACAAGAAGAAGAAAAAGAAGACCGCAAAGGGUGAUCUAGCUACCAAUAUCACGCGCGGCUUCCACACGCCCGUCACUUCCGGUGGCGAAGAGUCGGAUUUCUCCAUAGCAGCUACGCCGCGCUUUGGCCCUGUCCGAUCUGGACUUCCCAGCGUCACCAGUAGCCCUGCUCUGAGGCCAGCGUCUACCGUUGGAGGCAUCACCAACCUCAAGGCCCAGCUUGAGGCCUUGAACCUGGGUCCCAGGACAGACUCUCCAAUGAAAGCCAUUCCCAUGUCUCGAGUUGUAUCUGGGCUCUCCAGCAACACCAGUGUCUCGGGCGACAGCGACCGCACAGAGAUGGAAAGCUACGAAGUCGACCUCGUCGAGGACUUCAAUGGCGACACACUCUCCAAGACGUCUACCAUGCUCAGCAGCGACAUGUCGCGCAAGAUGACGGCCGACGACUUCGAGCCGCUCAUGUGUCUUGGAAAGGGCAGCUAUGGCACCGUUCUACUUGUCAGACAGCGCGCUACAGGCCGUCUCUUCGCGCAGAAGCAGUUCAAGAAGGCAUCGAUUACCGUGCAUAAGAAGCUCAUCGAGCAGACCAAGACGGAGCGCAACAUUCUGGAGAGCGUAAACCGACACCCGUUCAUCGUGAGCUUGUACUACGCCUUUCAAGAUCACGAGAAACUCUACCUCAUUCUUGAGUACGCGCAGGGUGGCGAGUUGUUCCAUCAUCUGGCUGCCGAGCGCAUGUUCUCCGAAGACGUAACAGCUUUUUACAUGGCCGAAAUGAUUCUCGCCCUGGACCAUUUGCAUCGUACAGUCGGCGUCAUCUACCGCGACUUGAAACCCGAGAACUGUCUUCUGGAUUCCGAAGGGCACCUGCUGCUCACCGACUUUGGCCUUUCCAAAGUCUCCCUAGACGAAGACAAUCCUUGCAACUCAUUCCUCGGUACUGUCGAAUACAUGGCACCUGAAGUUGUGCAGGGCCUUGAGUAUGGCGCGGCUGUGGACUGGUGGUCCCUCGGCGCGCUGGGUUUCGACUUGCUGACCGGCGCUCCGCCCUUUGCGGGCAACAACAACGCCAAGAUCCAGGAAAAGAUUGUCAAGCAGAAGCUCAGCUUGCCGUACUAUCUCAGCGCCGACGCAAAGGACCUCCUGACCCGCCUUCUCCGCAAAGAGCCAAAGAAGCGUCUCGGUUUCAACAUGCCCAAGGAUCUCCAAACCGUCAAGAAUCACCGCUUCUUCCGCAAAAUCGACUGGAAGAAGUUGGAGGCCAGGGAACUGGAGCCGCCUAUUCAGCCGCUCAUCACCGAUCCUAUCUUGGCUGAGAACUUUGCCCAGGACUUUACAGAUCUUCCACUCAGUCCAGUGCUUACGAAGAAGUUUGAUGACAUGUGGAAUGAUACGCCGACGAAUCCGUUUGGCGGGUUCAGCUUCGUGGCUAGUCAGAGUUUGCUCGAGGCUGGGGAGUGGGGAUACUAGAAGCCUAUUUUUCUUCUCAAUAGCUUUUAGGAGUUGUGUUGUUUGUUUCUUGUUCAUGUUCAUGUGUCUUUGGGGCUGAUUUUGGAUUUCGAGUGGUUUGGUGUGUAAUUGUUGGGAGCGAUGAUUCGAUGCUUAUUGUUACGUUUAUAGAGCCAAGGCGCAAAGACGUGUUGUUGUCGCCUUUUCCAUGUCUAUACCUUACCUUAUCAUUGAACGAACUAUCGGGUCUUUUAAUUGAACUUGUGAC